AAUACAUACAGGAUGAACUUGGAGGGAAGCUAGCUACUCAUAAAACAAGUCCUCAGCACAGAGCUAGAAGAAGAAAGCCCACCACAGUUCAGAGUUCAGCAACAAGUAACAGUUCGGAGGAAGCAGAGAGUGAAGGAGGGGCAUAUUACGGCUCAAUGAUGAUGGCCUAGAAGGGAAGACUUAAUUUGGAUUAAAUUCAAUAUGGGAGAAUGCCUAAGUUGCUGCUGUGAGGACCGAGUUACCACAGAACCGCAGCUCCCUGGAGCCUCCUCUCGUUUACAAGCCUGUGGAUCUUCUGGUUUUAAAGUACCUCAUCCAUCUGCAACGUAUAAAGUCCAUUCCCCCAGAGGAAGUGCACAGUUAUCUUUAUCAAAUACAUCUACCUCCUCAUUUAUCUCUGCAAAACGAUAUUUAUCCGGCAGAUUGCAGAAAAGCUAUACUUUCCCUUCUGAGCAGCAAAGUAGAGCUAACUUUGAGUCCCAGGAAGAAGCAAGUUCCCCCGAUUUAAAUGCUUUUUCAGAGUCACUUGCUGCCUUUCCAUCUCGAAGACGUUUCUCGUCCCGCAAACUCAGCGUUGUUUCGUAUUAUAAGAGUGCCAUUUUUUGGACUCCCCAAUUAAGUAAUCAGGACAUGUUUAAUCUCAGUGAAAUAGAACUCUUUUCUGAAAGCCCAAAUAAUACUGAUGCUAAAAAGCAUAUGACUUUUUCAACUUCUGAAUUUGGCAAUGAACAUUUUUGGGACUUUGAAACAAAAACUACUUCAGACCAUCAGAGCACUAUUGAUAAAGUCGCACAUCAACGAAGCACAGCAUCCCUGGGUUAUCUCCCAACUGUCAUUUCCUCUCACGGUGAUAUUCAAGAAGAUAAUCAGUAUAUCACAGCUAACACUGACACAGAAGAACCAAGUUUUCCUGUCUCUAAGGCACUUAACACACAUGUAGAGGAAUUAAGUCUAGAUGUCCUUCUUCAAAAGGUAGAUAAUUUACGUUUGAAUGAGUCUGGAAAGCUGGAGAGUUUUGAACUACUUUGUGACCACAAAGAAAAGUUUAGAGAUGAAGUAGAAUUUAUGUGGCGGUUUGCUCGUGGUUAUGGAGAUAUGUAUGAGCUGUCUACACAUUCAAAAGAAAAGAAACAUUAUGCCAAUAUUGGAAGAACUGUGGGUGAAAGAGCUGUUUCCAGAGCUCCUAUGAAUGGAUAUUGUCAUUUGUGGUAUGCAGUUUUAUGUGGCUAUGUAUCUGAAUUUGAGGGCUUACAAAACAAAAUCAACUGUGGGCAUUACUUCAAGGAACAUCUGGAUAUAGCAAUACAACUUCUGCCUGAUGAACCCUUUUUAUAUUACCUCAAGGGAAGAUACUGUUAUACCGUCUCAAAACUCAGCUGGAUUGAGAAGAAAAUGGCCGCCACUCUGUUUGGGAAAAUCCCAUCUUCCACUGUGCCAGAGGCUUUGCAGAACUUCCUGAAGGCUGAAGAAUUACACCCUGGUUUCUCUCUGCCUAAUUACAUGUACUUGGCAAAGUGUUAUACUGAUCUUAACCAAAAUCAGAAUGCGUUGAAGUUCUGUGAUUUGGCGUUAUUGCUUCCUAGUGUUACGAAAGAGGAUCGGGCAGCACAGACAGAAGUGAAAAAUAUAAUGACUUCCUUGAAGAGAGAGCAGCUUACUGGGGAUGUGGAAGUAAUAGCCACCUAUCCCUCGUACCCUCCCACCUAGUCUGGAGGCUGGACAGGCUUUCAGAGCAGGAACCUCCUCCGGAUGCAGAGAGCUGGCGAGGGGUGCAAUGAUCUAUCUGAGGCCACAGCUAACCAGACCCGCCUGAAGUUGUUCAAGGGAAGAGCCAGGGAACGGAGUGAGGGCCCGAAGGAAAUCAUUCUGCACAGGAGCUGGUACUUCACAAGGGCUCAGCU
Ochotona princeps (American pika) is the source of this 1901-nucleotide messenger RNA. It is a transcript of the gene RMDN2, whose product is annotated as regulator of microtubule dynamics 2. Lineage: Eukaryota; Metazoa; Chordata; Mammalia; Lagomorpha; Ochotonidae. Gene Ontology annotation, cellular component: mitotic spindle pole; cytoplasm; spindle microtubule. Gene Ontology annotation, molecular function: microtubule binding. Bases 202 to 1707 code for a protein of 501 amino acids. The record is from RefSeq and is a predicted model, not a curated record. The transcript has 13 exons.